CUCACACACUGGUCAGAUAGGAGUGAGAGGAGGAUGUAAAGGAGCAAGUGAGGAAAGAGAAAUGAUGACAACUACAAAAAUGAAUGUUACACUCAAACAAGAAGGUUCAUCAAAAAGAGGAAUGUGUCAUCUUUUCACGGCUCUAUAAGGCCUCAAUCCAGUAUCUCUCAUCAAGUCCUUCUUUUCAUCUAGCCAUUAUUCCUGUCUAGUUUCUUAUCAAACAUUCUGUCUAUUGAAGACGUCAGUUAAUUCCCACUCUGCGCUCUUCAGAAAUGACCCCCUGUCACAUGAAUUUCUUGCACGCUGGAUUCCUUUUAAAUCACAGAACAUUGUAAUUCACUAUCAUUUCCUCUUCUUUUUUGUGCUUUCUAUUAAUACACCUCUCUGCGUUCUCAUUAUCCAUCCGUCCGCCUAACUCCAGACGAAUCUCUCUUGUCUCCUGAUUUUUGCUUUAGUUAUUUGUUUGUCUCCUUUCUUGACUUUGCCUCUGGGAGUUUCUCCAAGCAUUGUUGCUGCCAUGUGGUCCAACUUAUUUUUGCAGCAGGAUGGCGACGGGAGAGUGGGUACGGCGGCUUUGGGUGGAGUUGGCAGUAAGAGCGGGCGUUCAGGUAAACGGUCAAGGCCCCCUCGAAUGAGUGACAGCCAAGAGGGCAAGAUCAAGCUGGCAUUUUUCCUCACUCUCAUUGGUGUGACUCUGACGGUGCUUGGCAUGGGCACAGAGUUCUGGGUGGAGCUAUCCCAGCCAAAACACUUAAGGAACAACCAGACAUGUGAGAUGGCACAUUACGGCCUUUGGAAAUCAUGCGUUCGCACGCUAUGGGUGUCAGAUAUUGACCCAGAGAGAGAGAGCUGUGGACCUGCAGAACUGCAUGGAGAAUCAAACUGCACAUUCUUUAAAUUCUACACUUCUGGAGAGAAUGCUAUCAUAUUUAAGAAAACGACGGAAAAAAGUUUGCAUAUAGCAGGUGCAAUGUUGGCUUUGUUGAGUUUGUUUCUGAUGAUCAUGGGCUCUGUGUGCAUCACCAUGUCUCUCAGUAAGAGUGUGCCCUUCUUCCUCAAGCCUGCUACCAUCUGCUUCGUCUUCUCAGGUAUCCUGGUCCUCCUGUCCAUCAUAGUUUUCCACCAGUCUGUGCUGGCGUUAUUGGCAAGCGAUCACAGUAUCCCUCUCCAUCACGAGUUGUCCUGGUCAGUGGCGUGUCUUGGCUCGGCUGGGGCCAUUCUCAUUUUUGGAGGGCUUAUGUUCCUGUUGCUUUCCCUCCCCUACAACCCCCUGGAGAAAUGUUUUCGUCAGCAGAGCAGUAGUGAUGCCUAGCUGUCAGAGGACUGCCAGCGAGUUAAGUAGCACAAAAUCUUUUAUACUCUUAUGCAGCUUGUGGAGAUUAACUAAUGUUAUAAAGGACUCUCAAAAGCUAAUGUUUUGCAAUAACUAGAAUUAGUUUGCUCAUUGAUAAGAUUAUAUAACUUAAUGCUCAUACACGACUAUGAAAUUUGAACUGAUAUUUCUAUGAUGGUUAUGUACAUAAAAUCAGUGACCAACCGAUCUGUUUACUGUCUUGAAAGGCUUCAUUUACACAGCAUGCUGUUAUUAUGCAUUGUCCCUUUAUCUACAUUUGUAAAAGAAACUUUAUUUGAUUACUAGGUAUAUCAUAUUGACUUGUCAGGUAUUUGUGAGUUGAAAGUGUUAAUUUUUUUUUUUUUUUAUGCCAUCCUAUCAAUGCUAAAGCCUGGUUCCCACCAUGAAAGAUAACUAUAUUAGUGUCAGAUAACAUUCUGGUUAUUAUAAGAGCACACUGCUGUUUCAAAUGCUUGAGCUCUUUAAAGUUGAGUGGAUUCUGUUUUGGCUGUCAGUGCUUUUAUCUUUCAUCAGCUAGAAAAAAAAAAACAGUUCUGAAUAUAAUUCCCAUAUUUUCGUUUCUCUGUGACAUUUUCAGUAUAGCUGUGGUUCUCUAUUCUUAUAAAAUUAGAAUGAUUAUUCAAACUUUAUAUUUAUAGUUACCAUUAUAGUUAUAGUCAUUGGUGCAAACAGUCCUUUAGAAUAAAACUGCAAACCAGCUUUACAAGUUUAUGCUUUUGAGAGAUGGCUUGUGUACCAUCAAAGCCAUUCUGUUUAAUAAGAAAACUUGGCAGGUGAGUUUCAUUGACUUGAAUGAUGUUUAUAGUGAAACCAUAGUUUGUCCAGCUUAAAUAGUCUUUCUAAUUAAGAUAGCUGUGAAACCAAAUGGGAAAAAUCAGCAAACUAGCAUCACAAUGCAUGCUGGUGACUAGCUACAGUGAUCCCAAAAUCCAUUCAAAUGGAAAUGGAAAUAUUAAUGCAUUUAAGUUUCCAAAUUUUGUUUUUUGGAUCACUUUAUACUGAUCUUUUCCCGAUGGUUUUCAGUGAACAAAGUCAUCAGCAGACUAGAUAUAGAUUUCAAUGCAUAGAUUUAAUGGGAUGGUUUACUAUUUACAGUUGAAUACAAAAGUUUACAUAAACUUUGCAGAAUCUUCAAAAUGUAAAUUCUUUUAAAUAAAGAGGGAUCAUGCAAAAUGCAUGUACGUUUAUUUAGUACUGACCUGAAUAAGAUAUUUCACAUAAAAGAUGUUUACAUAGAGUCCACAAAAGAAAAAGAAAAAAAUUAUUAAAAAUGUCUCAAAAGUUUAAAUACACUUGAUUAUUAAUACUGUUAUUGUCUGAAUAAUCCACAGCUGUGUUUUUUUGUUUAGUGAUAGUUUGUCCUGAACAGUUAAACUGCCUGCUGUUCUUCAGAAAAAUCCUUCAGGUCCCACAAAUUGUUUGAUUUUCCAGCAUUUUUGUGUAUUUGAACCAUUUCUAACAAUGGAUCUAUGGUUUUGAGGACAACCGAGUGAUUUAAUAUGCAACUAUUACAGAAGGUUCAAACACUCACCAUUGCCUCAGAAGGGAACACAAUGCAUUACAAGCACGGGGCUGAAAACUUUUGAACAGAAUGAAGAUGUGUACAUUUUUCUUAUUUUGCCUAAAUAUCAUAUCUUUUCAUUUAGUGCUGCCCUUCAGAAGCUACAGAAUAUACAUGUUUCCCGGAGGAGAAAAUAACUAAAAUUUACCCUAAUCUUCAAACUUACAAUCUUGCAUCCCUGGCUUUUAAUGCAUAGUUUUUUCCUUCUGAAUGGGGUCAUUUUUAGAAAUUCGACUUUUUUUUCUGUGGACUAUAUCUAAACAGCUUUUCUGUGAAAUAUCUUAUUUAGGUCAGUACUAAAUAACAUUCAUUUUGUAUGAUCUCUCUUACUUUGGUAGAAUAAUUAACAUUUUGCAGAUUCUGCAAGGUGUAUGUAAACUUUUGACUUUAACUGUAUAUAAACGUAAAACAAUGCUUAUUACAAUACACUUGAAACAGAUGUGUUUCUAUUGUGUGUAUAAAAUAUUGAUUGUAUGGAAUCAAUUGAUGUGGAUGAUAUGGACCCACUGUUGAACCACAUUUCUCUGUAAAUACUGUGUUUAUAUUGUAUUCCUGCUUUUCAUUAUCCUUAUACUGAAGACCCUGUCCUUCACUGAACUUUCUUCUUCUUUCUUUCACGUCUGUUCUUCACUUGGUUGAUUGUGUCACUCUAUAUUCGUCGCGCUCUUUCUCGUUCACUAGUUUUGCUUGAGGAUUAAAUCUCUUUCACCUAA
Molecule: messenger RNA, 3628 nt
Organism: Carassius gibelio (silver crucian carp)
Lineage: Eukaryota; Metazoa; Chordata; Actinopteri; Cypriniformes; Cyprinidae
Gene: cacng6b
Product: calcium channel, voltage-dependent, gamma subunit 6b
Exons: 5
Coding region: 518-1312 (264 amino acids)
Biological process (GO): regulation of calcium ion transmembrane transport via high voltage-gated calcium channel; calcium ion transmembrane transport
Cellular component (GO): L-type voltage-gated calcium channel complex; membrane
Molecular function (GO): calcium channel regulator activity; voltage-gated calcium channel activity
Source: RefSeq, a predicted model, not a curated record